UCUUUAACCCUCUUUCCUGUUCUCUCCCACCUUCAAAUUUUGGAUUGAGACCGCGUUCGUCCGACGCUCUCAGAUCUCCCUCUCUCACUUCGGCGUCCCCUUCCCCCUUCUCCUCGAACCCUGACCCCAACCCUUCUCUUCAUCCAGACCCUCAGCUCCCGCGAUCGGAGAUGAGGAAGCCCAGGGCAUCGUUGGCAUCGAAGAAGAGGAAGGCUGUGGCCGCCGCGGCGAGGGAGGAAGAGGGCAGCAGCAGCGGCGGGAGCAAGUCGCCGGAGGAGCUCCAGAAGGAGUCGAACAAGGGUGCCGCCAGAGGGAAGAGGGUCAAGGCGGCCAAGCCCAAACCGGAGACCGAGUACCUCCCCGAGAAGAGGAACAUGGAAGAUCUUUGGCAAGCAGCUUUUCCGGUUGGAACUGAGUGGGAUAACAUGGAUAAAAUUCGUGAAAUCAAUUGGGACUUUUCCAAUUUAGAGAAUGCCUUCGAGGAGGGAGGAGAGCUUUAUGGAAAGACAGUCUACAUGUUUGGCAGCACCGAGGCUCAAAUGUUGGCUGUAAAUGGUCAAGAGAAGGUUGUGCUUAUCCCCAUUGUGGUGGCAGUGGUUUCUCCAAUUCCACCGUCUGAUCAGAUUGGUAUAAAAUCUGUGCAAAGAGAGAAAGAAGAAAUAUUACCCAUGAAGACAAUGAAAAUGGCAUGGAUUCCAUACAUUCCUCUUGAAAAUCGUCAAAGUCAAGUUGAUAGGUUGAAGACUCAAAUAUUUACCAUGGGUUGCACCCAGAGAAGAUCUGCUUUAAGGCAUCUGAAAGUUGAGCGUGUCAAGCAAUAUGACUACUGCCUUCCUUAUCUUCAGUCACUCAAAGCUGAUGAAGAUGAGGAUGAUACAGUUGUUAACAUAAUGUUUCCUCUAGAACCUCCGAUUGUCUGUGAUUUUGAUUGGGAAAUGGACGACCUCGAGGAGUUCACUGACAGUCUCAUUUCGGAGGAGACAUUGCCAGAGGAUAAGAAAGAUGAAUUUAAGGAAUAUGUUAAGGAGCAGGUUCGAGAAAGGAGGAAAGUACAGCGACAGGCAAAGGAAGCCAGGAAGAAAGCUAUAGAGGACAUGGAUCCAAAGACAAGAGCUGCUUUUGAGAAUAUGAAGUUCUAUAAAUUUUACCCGGUUCAGACACCAGACACACCCGACAUUAGCAAAGUAAAGGUAGCGUAUAUAAACAGGUACUAUGGGAAGGCUCAUUUUGUGAGAUAGACUCGGUCUCCAAUCCUUGCGACGGUGAGCUCAACUGUCAGACCUUACAAAACAACAGGGCUUAUAGUUUGAGCUGGUACUGAUGUUAGCAACUUGUUUCUUAAGAUCAAUGCCGGUUUGCACCGAGGAAACCAAGGUCCGACCCUCAACUACUACUACAUUGAGUGAAGAUAUAUUGUAAGUUCAGGAUCUUAGUUGAAGUUUUGUUUGAUUACUGUGUCGGUCCAAAUGUUACUGUUUUUGGUUAAGCAGAAAGUGAUAUAGGAACAAAGAACAGCCUGUAUAAUGUUGAUAGAUGGAGAACCUUGUAUUAUUGUGGGAUGGGAGUACUAAAGCUAACGCCAAGUCUUUUUUUUUUUUUGUCAUUUA
Messenger RNA from Musa acuminata subsp. malaccensis (wild Malaysian banana), 1607 nucleotides. Its product is annotated as protein HEAT INTOLERANT 4. NCBI's taxonomy places the organism in Eukaryota, Viridiplantae, Streptophyta, Magnoliopsida, Zingiberales, Musaceae. Gene Ontology annotation, biological process: regulation of cellular response to heat. The record is from RefSeq and is a predicted model, not a curated record.